Messenger RNA from Notothenia coriiceps (black rockcod), 809 nucleotides. RefSeq names its product C-C motif chemokine 19-like. Gene Ontology annotation, biological process: immune response. The transcript is spliced from 4 exons. The record is from RefSeq and is a predicted model, not a curated record. The coding region runs from base 112 to 450 and encodes 112 amino acids. Gene Ontology annotation, cellular component: extracellular region. NCBI's taxonomy places the organism in Eukaryota, Metazoa, Chordata, Actinopteri, Perciformes, Nototheniidae. Gene Ontology annotation, molecular function: chemokine activity.
GGACAGAAGCCUCACAAACUUUGCCACUGCAGGUGCUGAAAAGAACAGCAGGCUCAGCCAAUCAGCUUCCAGAGAGACAAAGAGACAACCCCAUCAGCUAAGCUACCAGACAUGGCUCCGGGGGGCGACACCAAGCUUUUCUUCUGCAUCCUCUUCAUCACCUGCUGCUGCUGCACAGUGACAUUCGCGCAGAUACCCAUGGACUGCUGCUUGAGUGUCAACCCCAAAGCAAUUGAUAACAGAAUAGUGGUAGACUACCGUCAACAGAUCAGCGGACAUGGCUGCUCUAUUAAUGCCAUGAUUUUGGUGACCAGAGCAGGCAGGAAGCUGUGUGUGCCUGUUGACGAACCGUGGGUCCAACGGGUGGUGAAGCAUGUGAAAGUCCUGAGGAAAUUCUGCAAGAAACAACAAUAUAAGAGAACCGUCUGCACUGGAGUGAAGAGGGUGUAAACUGAGAACAACCCCUUCAGCAAUCAUCAAGAGGAGGGAAAGGGGUGGAUCACACAAAUAACUGAGUGUUUCCUCUAUUUAAAAAUUGAAUUUUAUAUAUUCAGGUCUAUGUGGCAAAAAAACUAAAUAUUUUUGACUUUUUUCAAAUAUGUUUUUAUAGUACUACUGUUUUAGAAGAAUUAUUGAAGUUAUACAAGUUUAAAAUGUGAAAGUUUGUAAAAGUGUGUGUCUCACUGAGCUAACUCUGAAGAACUAAUAAGGCAGCACAUGUUUAUUUGUUUGUUUGUUUGUUUGUUCGAUUGAUCUCUUUGAUUGUUGACGCUUUUCAAAAUAAAGCCUAUUUUUUUUCUAAAUCAUGA